Fonsecaea nubica is the source of this 2925-nucleotide messenger RNA. RefSeq lists its product as hypothetical. The transcript is spliced from 8 exons. The record is from RefSeq and is a predicted model, not a curated record. NCBI's taxonomy places the organism in Eukaryota, Fungi, Ascomycota, Eurotiomycetes, Chaetothyriales, Herpotrichiellaceae. Bases 1 to 2925 code for a protein of 974 amino acids.
AUGUAUCACGAGGACAUCCAGCCAUAUCUAUAUCGAGCUCCCGAGGUAGUACUUCGGAUGAAAUUGAAUACCAAAGUGGAUCUCUGGAGUGUUGGAGUCUUGAAGUGGGAUCUUUUCGAAAACAAGCACCUAUUCAGCGCUCAAGAUGAGAACGGAAACGAUUCACACUUGCAUCACUUGGCUGAAAUGAUCGCCCUUCUUGGCCCGCCGCCAGAGGACUUUUUACAACGGAGCGAAUUCACGAAGGAGUUUUUCGGUGAUCUGGAAAAGAAAACCAGACAACUUACUGACAAAAGACACCGGGUGGUCAGCGACAUCGGCGGCAACAUGAACCCACAGGAUCUAAUGAGCAAGGGGUGGAGCACCGCACAGGGCUCAACUCCAGAGCCCUACAACUAUAAACCACUAGAAGAAGAACACCAGGAGUUCCGACUGUUGAAGCUUGUGCCAUCUCGAGACCCCAGAGAGCCUCUCAGAGCAACCAUCGUGACGGUCCGCCCUGACUGGCGAGCAUUGGCCGCUGAUCCCGAGCAUCAAGGUCCUCGGUGGACGGCAUUGUCGUAUGUAUGGACGGAUCCGGACGAGCCUACGGUCAUCCUCGAUGGACAGGAGCUCAGGGACACGCAGCGGACGGAGGAAAUCCUCGUCGGAAAUGCCGCCAUCAAGAUCACGUCGAAUCUGUUCCAUGCCCUGAUGUUGAUCCGCGGCUACGAAGAGUUUUGCACCAUCUGGGCCGACCAGGUCUGUAUUGAUCAGUCCAAUUUGGUCGAGAGGGCGAGCCAGAUCCAGCUUAUGCACAUGAUAUUUUCCCUGGCGCAAAACGUGCUGGUGUGGCUGGGCAAAGCACUCAGAGCCUCGAAGACGCAGAUGUUUGCACAAAUGUUCGCGUGGCUUCACAGUCCCCAGCGCACCGGCCGGAUCGAAGAUGCACCCUCGUUCGCGCAAUUCACGGCCAGGCUGAUGGGGGGAGAGCCGGGCUCGUAUCCGCCUCCGGACGAGGACCACCACCUUUUCACCAAGCAAAUAGCCAAAGAUAUCUUGGAAGAUCCGUGGUUCAGCAGAUCCUGGGUGAUCCAGGAGGCGGUACACGCCAAAAACCUGCUCGUCUAUCUAGGGCCGGUGGUCCUUCCAUGGGAAAUGUUUGAGGAAGCCAUCUUCGGGUUGUCAUACUGGAGCAUCCCGUGGAGUACGGCAGAGGAUUCGGACUUGGCCACGUUUCAUCGCGGCGGACUUCAGAUGAUCAAGAAAACCCGCGAGUGGCAGGAAAGUCGAUACAAGGACGAGACGCUUCUCCCGUCGGCUCCCUUGUCCACUUUACUUCAGGGGCUCCGUGGCAGUCGAAGCACAGAUGCUCGCGAUAAAGUCUACGCCUUCUGGCACAUGUCUGACCAGGAAUUUCGAACCGAAAAGGGUUGGAUACGUCCAUUGCCGAUCUCCUAUGAGAAAGGUACACGGGAGGUCUACGGACGGACUGUGAUGUACUGCGUCGAUACCGAGCUGAACCUGGACGUGCUCUCCUGCGCUUGCAAGCACGAGGCAUCUCGGCAGAAUUCCGAGUUUCCCUCGUGGAUGCACGACUGGCAAGUCCAUCCUGACCAACUCGGGUGUGCGACUGAUGUGCAUAAUAUCCUCCCACAGCGCGGAUGUGACGCGUACGCCGUCAACAGCGAGAGCCAGAGUGGCAAGAUCCCAUUCGAUGCAUGCGCAGGUCGUCUAUCCGAUUACGGAAGACCGCCCAAUGAACCCAAAUUCGCCUACAGUGAGGAAUUUGACUACAUUGGAUUGAGGGGAAUCGCCUUUGACGAGAUCCUGGCGGUGUCUUCAGUGGGACACUCACUCACGGAUGUGAGUGCCGAGCAGCAGGAAAUGGACUGGGAUUCCUGGCGGAGCUUCGCCAUGGAAGAAAUGCAGGGCGAUCUGUACUCCAAUACCGAAACCCGUCUCGAAGGCCUUUGCCACGCCCUAACAUUCGGCAACGUCAAGAUUCCUGGACCCCCUAGCAAAGACCUGGUGCGAGAGUUCGAACUGUGGUGGUCCGCUGGGCGGCCUCUCCAAUCUUCAGACUCUGCUCAUUCCGCCGAUUGGAGCCAAAGGCUACAGACAUACAGGGAGUUUAUGGACAGCCCAUUUCCUCACGGCCUCUACGUCAAAAACAGGAGACUGUUCCGCACCGCCCGAGGCUACAUCGGGUCGGCAUGCGAACAUGUCGCACCAGGAGACACGGUGUGGAUUUUGUGGGGUGGCGCAUUGCCCUUUCUCUUGCGCAAAGACGAACAGAGGACUGGCUUAUACAGUGUCGUCGGAGGGGCCGUUUACAUUCAUGGAAUCAUGUUCGGGGAGGCCGUGGCAAAGGCUGAAGAGGAGGGGAGGGAGCAGGAAUGGGCUCGCCAACUCGUCCUGCUCUGUCAACAAAAAGUGUUUCAGGUUCGAUAUCUACUCCAAAUGCUGGCACUGGCGUUGACGGCAGAUCUGGAAGGUGUGACCGACCUCGUCCCCUCUGAUACAGCCGAAUCGCCUUACUACUACACUUUCAAAGUCCAAUGUACGUCGUGUCGUGAGAUCCAUGCGAACUGGGUCGGGGUCAGCCGUCAUGAGAUGAACGAACAAUCCGGGAGUCGGGGAGAAGCAAACUUUGUCUGGAAAUGCAAGAACUGCAAGAGAGAAUCAAGCGCCACGAUCAAAGCAGCUCCCGCAAAAUACGAGCAAAAUUCUCCGGCCAAACCAAAGAAUAUCAUAGACAUUGAUUGUCGAGGUCUGGAAUUCACCGACUUCAAGCCAGAUGGGGAGUGGGAGGCUACUGGCAUCGAGUCCGGGACCAAGUUUACGGGCAUUGACCUGUCGGAGGGGGAGUGGUUUGACUAUGACGAGAAGGCCGGCGAGGAAGUCAGCAUCAAAGACAUCAAGUGGCAGAUACGGCGAGCUUGA